Phalacrocorax carbo (great cormorant) is the source of this 6317-nucleotide messenger RNA. NCBI's taxonomy places the organism in Eukaryota, Metazoa, Chordata, Aves, Suliformes, Phalacrocoracidae. The record is from RefSeq and is a predicted model, not a curated record.
CUCGCCGAGCGCGGCGGGAGGCUUCGUUCCCAGCCAGCAGCGAGGACCGGGUGCAGCGGCGGCUCCUCGCUGCCCGCAGCCCGCCGGCAGCCCUCACCGAGCCGCCCGCCUGGCAGGGCUGCCGAAGCAUGCGGAGCCAUGGGCCAGGGCUGCGGACACUCCAUCCUCUGCCGGAGCCAGCCGUACCAGGCGGCCGCGUCUGACCUACGGGGCCAGCAGGUUUUCUUGAAGGUGGAGGACGCCGUGCCCGGCUCCGAGGCGCUACAGGAUGCCCUGCUGAGCCUGGGGGCCGCGAUCGACGCCUCGGGCCUGCGGGACGCCCUCCGCCAUGCCCUCGUCGCCCUGCUGCCCAGAGUGGAGCAUGUCUACAUCUACCUGCUGGAUGGAGAAACCCGGCUGAUCUGUGAUGACCCCCCCCACGAGCUGCCGCCUGAGGGGAAGCUCAGGGAUGCGGUGCGGAGACAGAAGCGGCUGGAGUGCGGGGGGCUGCCCCCCGCCGAGCUCCCUGGCCAGCAGCUGGGACCCCUGGCAGCACCCCUGGCCCCUGGCACGCAAGUGCUCGUCAUCCCGCUGGCGGACAAGGACGGCGGGGCCGUGGUGUGCGUCAUCCUGGUGCACUGCGGCCAGCUGAGCGACUCGGACGAGCAGAACCUGCGUGCGCUGGAGAAACACACCCUGGUGGCGUGCCGGCGCCUGCAAGCCCUGCAGAAGCUGCAGCCCUGGCCCCAGGUCAGCCUCUCCACCAGCUCCUCCCAGAACUCCCUGGCCAAGCCCGAGAAGGCGCCCGACAGCAGCUACAGUGCCCUGGACUGCAAGAUCCUGCAGCUCUGCGGUGAGCUGUACGACCUGGAUGCCGCCUCGCUCCAGCUCAAGGUCAUCAACUAUCUGAAGCAGGAGACCCAGUCGCUCUGCUGCUGCCUCCUGCUCGUCUCCGAGGACAACCACCAGCUCUUCUGCCAGGUGGUGGGGGACCGCGUCCUCGAGGAGGAGAUCAGCUUUUCGCUCACCUUCGGGCGCCUGGGGCGGGUGGCGGAGGACAAGAAAUCCAUCACCUUGAAGGACAUCAGCGAGGAGGAGCACAAGCAGCUGAGCAGUAUGUUGGGGUGCGAGGUCACCUCCAUGCUCUGCGUCCCCGUCAUCAGCCGGGCCACCUCGCAGGUGGUGGCACUGGCCUGCGCCUUCAACAAGCUGAGCGGGGAGAGCUACACAGAGGCGGAUGAGCACAAGAUCCAGCACUGCUUCUGCUACACCUCCACGGUGCUCACCAGCACCUUGGCCUUCCAGAAGGAGCAAAAGCUCAAGUGCGAGUGUCAGGCCUUGCUGCAGGUGGCGAAGAACCUCUUCACGCACUUGGACGACGUCUCUGUUCUGCUCCAGGAGAUCAUCACGGAGGCCCGAAACCUCAGCAACGCCGAGAUAUGCUCCGUGUUCCUGCUGGACCGGCUCAGCCACGAGCUGGUGGCCAAGGUGUUCGACGGCGGCGUGGUGGACGACGAGAGCUACGAGAUCCGCAUCCCCGCGGACCAGGGCAUCGCCGGGCACGUGGCCACCACCGGGAAGAUCCUCAACAUCAAGGACGCCUACUCCCACCCGCUCUUCUACCGCGGCGUGGACGACAGCACCGGCUUCCGCACCAGGAACAUCCUCUGCUUCCCCAUCAAGAACGAGAGCCAGGAGGUCAUCGGGGUGGCGGAGCUGGUCAACAAGAUCAACGGCCCCUGGUUCAGCAAAUUUGACGAGGACCUGGCCACCGCCUUCUCCAUCUACUGCGGCAUCAGCAUCGCCCACUCGCUGCUGUACAAGAAGGUGAACGAGGCGCAGUACCGCAGCCACCUGGCCAACGAGAUGAUGAUGUACCACAUGAAGGUGUCGGACGAUGAGUACACCAAGCUGCUGAGCGAGGGCAUCCAGCCCGUGUCGACCAUCGACCCCAACUUCGCCAGCUUCACCUACACGCCGCGCUCGCUGCCCGAGGACGACACGUCCAUGGCCAUCCUGAGCAUGCUGCAGGACAUGAACUUCAUCAACAACUACAAGAUGGACCGCCAGACGCUCACCAGGUUCUGCCUGAUGGUGAAGAAGGGCUACCGCGACCCCCCCUACCACAACUGGAUGCACGCCUUCUCCGUCUCCCACUUCUGCUACCUGCUCUACAAGAACCUGGAGCUCGUCAACUACCUGGAAGACAUCGAGAUCUUUGCCCUCUUCAUUUCCUGCAUGUGCCAUGACCUGGACCACAGAGGCACCAAUAACUCCUUCCAGGUGGCCUCGAAAUCGGUCCUGGCCGCGCUGUACAGCUCGGAGGGCUCUGUCAUGGAGAGGCAUCACUUCGCCCAAGCCAUCGCCAUCCUCAACAGCCAGGGCUGCAACAUCUUCGACCACUUCUCCCGCAAGGACUACCAGCGCAUGCUGGACCUCAUGAGGGACAUCAUCUUGGCCACCGACCUGGCCCACCACCUGCGCAUCUUCAAGGACCUCCAGAAGAUGGCAGAAGUGGGCUACGACCCCAAGAACAAGCAGCACCGCAGCCUGCUGCUCUGCCUGCUCAUGACCUCCUGCGACCUCUCCGACCAGACCAAGGGCUGGAAGACCACCAGGAAGAUCGCGGAGCUGAUCUACAAGGAGUUCUUCUCCCAGGGUGACCUGGAGAAGGCCAUGGGCAACCGCCCGCUGGAAAUGAUGGACCGGGAGAAGGCCUACAUCCCCGAGCUGCAGAUCAGCUUCAUGGAGCACAUCGCCAUGCCCAUCUACAAGUUGCUGCAGGACCUCUUCCCCAAGGCGGCGGAGCUCUACGAGAGGGUGGCCAGCAACCGGGAGCAGUGGACGAAGGUCUCCCACAAAUUCACCAUCCGGGGGCUGCCCAGUAACAAUUCCCUGGACUUUCUGGAUGAGGAAUACGACCCGCAGGCCCCCGACCCCCAGCUCAACGGCUGCCUGGAGCCCGAGGGGGGGCAGCCCGAGGCGGGGGCUGAGUGAAGGGGGUGAUGGGGGGGCGCCGGGCCGGGGCUGCAGGCCAGGAGCAUCCCCAACCCUCAUCCCCCAGCCCACCGGGAGGAGGUUUGGGGGGUCAUCAGUGACUCUGGACCGCCACCGUGAGGUCCUUCCCUACCGGUGGGUGACUGUCCCCUCCCUCCGGGGCAGGUAUUCAGGUGUCCCCCCCCAUCCGGUGGUCCCUGGACCCCUCUUUGCUGGGACUCUGCCUCGGUGGCUGGGAAUGCUGGGGGGUACUGUGGGGCUGGGGGAUGGAUGUGCUUUAAAUUGCCUUAAGGCUGCAGGUCCUGUCCCCACGGGGCGGCAACGGGGACGAUGUCCUCGGUGGAAGCACCCCCCGGGGGGGUCAUCCCCCUGAAAUGGGGCUGGCUGUGGGGGUCAGCGGGACCGAGGGGUUUGGCGUGGGGCAGGAUGGCGAGGGGCAGUGGGAGUGCUGUUGGGGUGGGCUGCGGGGCACGUUGGGGGUCCCCGUGGACCCCAGAGAGGGCCUGUGGGAGGGGGGCUGGGAGGUCAGAGGAGCCAGGAUCAGGCCCACGGAAGAAGGGCUGGCUCUGGCUGGAGGAGGGAAGAGGUGCCUGGAGCGGGAUGACCACGGCCGUGGGGAUGCUCUGCCUGCACCCCCUGCCAGACCGGCCCCCACCACGCACCAGAACCAGCUCCUGCCUCUUCCCAGCAGCUGCCGAGCAUCCGUUGGCUAAAAGACACCCCUCCCCGCCCCCCCAGGACCCCAGACCCAUUCACCCGUGGAAGGACCCGUGCCCAGCCGGGUCCCACGCGGCCACGUCCCCUGCAAGGGCUACACGCGUGCCAGGGCUGGCGGGGCUCCGGCUCCUGGUUUGCACGCAUGGGGGGGGGCUGCGCUCCCAUGGGGACACCACAGAGGGUCUGGUGCCCACCGUGUCCCCAGCGCGUGGGUGUUUCUGUGGCUUGGCACCGUGGUGCCCACCCGGGAGCCUCCUCUCUGCAAGCGGCUGUGCCUGGUGACCAACAUGUCCAUGAGCGUCCCCAGCUUGCAGCGGCUUCACAAGUCAUGCCAUGCAGACCACCAUGCAUGGACCCUGCUGGUGUCCCACGGCCCCUCCAGUCCUGCAGACCACCAUGCAUGGACCCCGAUGGUCUCCUGUGGUUCCUCUGGUCCUGCAGACCACCAUGCAUGGACCCCGAUGGUCUCCUGUGGUUCCUCUGGUCCUGCAGACCACCAUGCAUGGACCCCGAUGGUCUCCUGUGGUUCCUCUGGUCCUGCAGACCACCAUGCAUGGACCCCGAUGGUCUCCUGUGGCUCCUCUGGUCCUGCAGACCACCAUGCAUGGACCCCGAUGGUCUCCUGUGGUUCCUCUGGUCCUGCAGACCACCAUGCAUGGACCCCGAUGGUCUCCUGUGGUUCCUCUGGUCCUGCAGACCACCAUGCAUGGGCCCUGCCAGUGUCCCACUGUCCCUCUGGUCUUGCAGAUCACCAUGCAUGGAGCCUGCUGGCAUCCAAUGAUCCCUCUAGUCCUGGAGCCCACCAUGCAUGGACCCUUACGGUCUCCUGUGGUUCCUCUGGUCCUGCAGACCACCAUGCAUGGACCCCGAUGGUCUCCUGCAGUCCUUCUGAUCCGAUCAACUGCCAUGCAUGGACCCUACCAUCCUCCCAUGGACCCUCUGGUCCUACAGACCACCAUGCAUGGACAGUGAUGGCCUCCUGUGGUCCCUCUGGUCCUACUUAGCACCAUGCAUGGACCUCGCUGGUCUCCCACCAUCCUGCCUACACUGCUGACUGCCUCGCAUGGACCCUGCCAUCCUCCUGCGGUCCCUCCGGUCCUACAGAUGAUCAUGCAUGGAUGGUGAUGGCAUCCUGUGGUCCCUCUGGUCCUACAGACCACUGCGCAUGGACCCUGCCAUCCUCCUGUGGUCCUACAGACAACCCAUGCAUGGACAGUGGUGGCCUCAUCAUGCAUGGACGGUGAUGGCCUCCCAUGGUCUCUCUGGUCCUACAAACCACCGUGCACGGACACUGCCGGCCUCCCCGCGGUCCCUCCACUCCCACACCCCACUGUGCGUGGAUCCCCUCAGCCGUGGGGGCUCUGCCCCACCACCCCUGCAGGGUCCCUCCGGCUGUGUGUGUCCCAGCCCCGUGUCACCCCAACCAAAGCCACCCAAAGCACCCACGAGCCGGGGAAGCAGGGCAGGGUGAGCCCCCCCGAGCAGCUCGCCUUGCCGGGGUUGAGCCGAAGGAGGGGCUGGGGGUGCAGGUGGAUGCUGAGCCCCAAGGGAUUGGGGUGCACUGAGCACCCCUGGCUGCAUCACCCGGCUGACGGCAGCCGGUGGGAUUCACCGGCCCGGUGAAAUCCUGGUGCUGCCGGGAUCGGUCCCGCCAGGGUCGGUGCCACGGGGGCUGGUCCCAGCAAGGUCAAGGGCAGCCCAGGGGCCGUUGGCUGCCCCGUCCCCGCUCCGCCGCGGCAUCCCUCGGUACCAUCCCCGCGCCGAGCCCCGGCGGUGCCGCAGCGGGUCCCCGGGGCACGGCGAUGCUCCCGGCGUGACGGGGCCCUCCCGGAUUUGGGGUGCGGGGUGGCUGUUCCGCUCAUCGUCUCGUCUGUAAGCAUCGCCUCGCCUGUUUUCUUGGGGUACCGGGAGCGCGUGCGUCUGCGGGAGCCGCGGGACACCCCGAAGCCGAGCUGCUCCCCCGGGGACGAAGUGAACUGAAUUCCUUUUGCCUUACCUACUCGGAGAUGCCUUUAGCGAGAUGCUUUGCCCAAACCCCGGUAGGACCCGCCCGGUGACCACGGCUGGCUGCUGGCCCAUGGCUUCGUCUACGAGACCCCCCCCCUCAAGCCCUUCUCCCCCCCUCCCCACGCCGCCGUGCAAGGACACGGAGUGGGGGGACACAGGGACGGUCCCAGAAGGCAGCGAACCCCCAAACUGCAAGAGGAGGAAGGCGGCUCUGGUGGUGUGUGUAGAUGGGCGAUGCUUUCCCAGCUCCCACCCCUGUACAUACCCCUGUGGAUGCUGGUGGGGGGGGGCGCGGCCGGCACCCGGCCCGGCUCACCCACGAGUGGGCGCGGGCGUGCGUGGGCGUGCAAAACCUCCUCUGGCUUUCCUGUCCUCCCCUCUCGCGGCGCUCGUUGUUCUGGGCUCCAACGGAGCCCGAGGAAGAGGCUCUUCUCCUUCCUCUCCUCCUUCCUCUUCGUCUCUUCCUCUUCUUCUCCCUCCUUUCCUUCUCCUUCCUCUCCUCCUUCCUCUUUUUCUCCUUCCUCUCCUGCUCCUUCUCCUCCUCCUCCUUCCUCUUUCUCCUUUUUUUUUUUUUUUUUGGUGGGUUUUGGUUUUCCUAAAUAAAUUUCAUACGUCGA